CUUUAUUACAAAAACGAGCAUUAGUUUGAUUUAUUCAAAUGUUUUUUCCCAAUUAUUAUCAUCAUCAAAUUUUCAACAUUUUAUCAAGAAAAUUUCAAAAUUCUAUCAUUGUUUCAAAUUAUUUUCCCCGAAAAACAAUACAUUCAAGUCAAAUUUAUCAGAAAUUUAUUCCGGAUAAAAGUCGUUUACCAAUAUUGAAUGAAAACGAUUUUGAAGAACAAUUUGUACAAGGAAGUGGUCCUGGUGGACAGAAUGUAAAUCGUUUACAAAAUUGUGUUGUACUUAAACAUAUACCAACCGGUAUUAUUGUUAAAUGUCAUCAACAACGUUUAUUACAACAGAAUCGUAAAUUAGCAAGAAAAUUAAUGUUAGAACGUUUAGAUUUACAUUUUAAUGGACCGGAUUCAAUUGUUGAACAAAAAAAACGUUACAUUCUUCAACGAUUAAAUGAUCGUGAACAAAAAUCUUCGGAAUUACGUUUGAAAAAAUCUGAAUAUCAAAAACUAUAUCAACAAUCACGUCAACAAAACAAACAGCAACAAAAACAACAACAAGAAUCAUCUGAACAAUCAGAAUGAAUCAAAUGCAAUAAAACAAUCAUCAUCUUCAUAUCUUUUGAAAAUAUUAAAAUUAGCCAUCAAAACAGAAAAAAAAUUCCAUUUAAAAUCAAGUCAUGUUUUAUACAUGGAAAGAA
This is a messenger RNA of Dermatophagoides pteronyssinus (European house dust mite), 694 nucleotides long. Its product is annotated as mitochondrial translation release factor in rescue. The record is from RefSeq and is a predicted model, not a curated record. Gene Ontology annotation, biological process: translational termination. Gene Ontology annotation, cellular component: mitochondrion. Gene Ontology annotation, molecular function: translation release factor activity. Lineage: Eukaryota; Metazoa; Arthropoda; Arachnida; Sarcoptiformes; Pyroglyphidae.